Messenger RNA from Solenopsis invicta (red fire ant), 3809 nucleotides. RefSeq names its product GATOR complex protein WDR24 (gene Wdr24). Gene Ontology annotation, biological process: positive regulation of TOR signaling. The record is from RefSeq and is a predicted model, not a curated record. NCBI's taxonomy places the organism in Eukaryota, Metazoa, Arthropoda, Insecta, Hymenoptera, Formicidae. The transcript has 14 exons. Bases 856 to 3210 code for a protein of 784 amino acids. Gene Ontology annotation, molecular function: protein binding.
GCCAGAUCCUCACGACCGGUUCACAGACGACGGCGCACGACCGCUCGCGACGAGUUUUCAUGUGGCAUCUACGAAUCAAAGUGGCCGUCACCACAAGUCCGUUUUUUUGUUUACCAUUCGUUCCGUUCAUGAACGUUUCAGCGCGUGUCUCGGGCCUGCUGUUCAAACUGGUUCAAACUCUUUCAUGACAACCUCGUGUCCGUUUGGCGCUGCCCGGCAGUCCCGGCACCUGACUACACUACCACAUUGAACAUCAUAAUAUUUUAUUUCACGCUCGUCACGAUGUUGCAAUAGUAAAUUAUAUUGUAAACAUCACGAUCUGCAUCUGCACAGUUAAUUAUGUGGUUCAUCGAAUUGCAUAUGAUCUCUGUGUAUUGUUUAUUCGUUUUCUUUAAGGCGACUUCGAUGACGAUUGUGUCGAUAAUUAAUUAAACCGGCAGAAUUACUUGUAGCAAGAUUUCUAACUGUUCAACAAAUUUCUAACAAUUUGUUGUAAUCUAAUCUUUUUUUUUUCUAUUGAGCAUUAAAAAUUAAUGUAUAAACAUUGUCAGAAGACCAUGUAAACAAAAAAUAGUAAAGGCAGUUUCAAAUCAAAGGCGAAAUUCCAAAUUAUGAGAUCACCCUUAUCCAUUUAUGAGAAAAGAGAAGAAAAGAAGAACCUGUACAGCUAACUACUUUUUACCAAAGUCGUCAAAGGUUAAACGGAACAAAUACAGGAACAAUACAUAAAUAAAAUUAAUAUUUAUAUUACAUAAAUCAAAUGAACUACACUACAACGUUUAACACUACAACGUGAUUGUGUGUAUUUGACUGGGCUCUGUUAGAACAGGAAUUAUAAGUGACAAAAUUACAAACAUGACAUCAAGAACUAUAAGCGUCGCUCAAGAAGGACCUGCAAAUGCCUUAGCUCUUAAUAAAGAUAACAGCCAGGUUGUGAUAGCUGGUCGCAAUGUUUUUAAAAUAUUCACAUUGCUAGAGGAUAGAUUUGAAGAAGCCUGCAAUCUUCGUGUUGGAAAAAAUCUGAACCUGAAUUUUUCCUGCAAUGAUGUUGCUUGGAAUCUCAAUGAUGAUCACAUACUUGCGACUGCAGCAACGAAUGGCGCAGUUGUUUUGUGGAAUCUGAAUAGGCAGUCUCGAUCGAAACAAGAUCAUGUAUUUGUAGAUCACAAAAGAACAGUGAAUAAAGUAAGCUUUCACAUGACAGAACCUAUGUGGUUGAUAUCUGGCUCACAAGAUGGUACCAUGAAAUGUUUCGAUUUACGAAUAAAAGAGGCUAUUAAGACUUUUUAUAGUAAUACUGAAUCUGUGAGAGACGUACAGUUUUGUCCACAACAACCUCACACUUUUGCUGCUGUGUCCGAAAAUGGCCACGUACAGCAAUGGGAUAUGAGAAAACCGGAGCGUUAUUUUCAACAUUUUACCGCACAUAGUGGCCCGAUAUUUGCUUGCGACUGGCAUCCGGAAACUACUUGGCUUGCUACAGCAUCUAGAGAUAAAACUAUCAAAGUUUGGGAUUUAUCAGGUAAACCAAGUUGCGAUUACAUUAUACACACUAUAGCAUCGGUGGGACGUAUAAAAUGGAGACCUCAGAAAAAGUAUCAUAUAGCCAGUUGUGCUUUAGUCGUCGAUUGCAGUAUAAAUGUAUGGGAUAUUCGUAGACCGUUUAUCCCAUUCGCUAGUUUUAAUGAACAUAAGGACGUUCCUACGGGUGUGGCAUGGAGAGGCAACUCUCAAUCGUUUUUAUCAACAAGCAGAGAUUGCACUUUAUAUCAUCAUGUUUUCGACGAUGCAGUAAGGCCGGCCAGUAAGGCAAAUCCACAAAGUGUUGCAAUAAAUCUAAAACAUGAUAUUGCAUGCGCCUCUAAGGUGAAAUAUGAACCAACAAGCAUCACAAGACAACUUAGUAAUUUAAUGAGGAGAACUCCUGUAACAAAUGAUGAUGCCUUUUGCAUGGCUUCAAGUGUAAUGUAUAGAUUCCGCGGAUGUGUACGCGAACCGAAUUGGUUUAAAAUAGCAGCAGAAAAUUAUUUACUUUCUGGAAGUUUAAGUGAAGCCUGCGAUCAUAAUGCACGCGUUGCACACGACUUUGGGAAUUAUGUUGUCAGUAAAUCAUGGCAAGUCUUAAAGAUUAUGUAUACAGAUCCGUUCGAGAUACUCCAAAAAAGUGCACCGACGGUGCCUAAAGAAGACAUAGCCAAUACAUCAAAUAUAGUACCUGGUGUAACAAAAAGCUCUGGUAUGGAACAGUCAAACGCGAGUAAACAAUCAAGUCAUGAACAAGAUGCAAAAUCUCUCCAAGGGGAAAAUCCUGGCGCUGCUAGUGGUGGUGAUGAUGAGACUGAAACGGAAACUGAAGUACCGGAAAAUCAUAAUAUUAUGGGGCCGUCGACUAAUACUGAAAGUGUUCUGCCAAGGAGACCGUUGCUUAGUGAUAUACCUUCAACGUCUCGAGGCGACUUUAUCUUUGGCGAGACUGAAUAUGAACCCGUGUCUCUGGAACAUCCCGGCGAAAGCAGGCAAACUGUAAUGCGUAUGGAGGAUGAUGAUUGGACUAAGGAAUUGCAGAAGGAGGCUUUUCCUUUACGACACGAAAUUAAGGAUCGAUCUCCACCACCGGAACAAUUUCCCAAUCAUCCUCCAGAUCUCAGCGAGAAUUCAGCAUCUGUUAUAGUUGAAGAUCAGCCUCAAUUAGUAGUUCCGGUUCUACCUAAAGUUUUACCUUUUAAUUUUACAUCUUUGGUUUUGGAUGGGCUACGCUUUCACACGGCAAUAAGAGAUGUACAAACGACAGUAUCGAUGCUUAUCGUCCUAGGAGAAAUAAGGAAAAAGUUGAAUAUUCCUAUAGCUUUACAGGAACAUUGGAUAUUAGAAUACUUGGAUAUGCUGGGCAAAUUUAAACUUUGGCAUGUAGCUACACAGAUAAUACAAUUAGCGUGGAUUCCUUCUAUAGCGCAAUUAAAUCAACAGUCGACUACGAUUCAUGCGUGUUGCGUAGCAUGUACAAAAUCUUUGCAACGGUCUGCCUGGUUGUGUGAUCAUUGUCAUACGCCCGAGCAUGCUUUGUGUUCUCUUUGUAAUCAGGUGGUACGUGGUAUCUACGUAUGGUGUCAAGGAUGUGCGCACGGAGGCCAUAUAAAUCAUAUGAGGGAAUGGUUUAAUAAAAAUCGACAAUGUCCUACUGGUUGUGGACAUCUUUGUGAAUACAACUGAAGAAAUAUGUCGACGCUUAUUAUAAAUAUUAGAACCGAAUAAUUUUUAAUGAAAUAUUACAAUGUGAAAAUAUUGUAAUAUAAACGCAGCAUACGAACUUGUACAAAUUGGAUUUCAUACAUGCAACGUAUACAAUACAGAGGGUGUCUCAUAAGAAAUGGUCAAAUAAAAGUAGAUAGAGCGGACUAAACUGAAUCGAAAAGUUCUGUACCAUUUUGUGAUUUUCACAAUAGUUAACGAGUUAUUAAUUUAUAAGCUGAAUUUUUCAACUCGGUUUAGUCCAAUCUACCUAUAUACGACCGCUUAGCUGUUUCUUUUGGGAUGCUCUGUAUGUAUUAAAAGAAAACAUUGUUUAGGGAAGUAUAAAAUUAUAGGAAUGGUAAGAUAUACGUAUGUAUUUAUGUGUAUACAUAUAAUUUUACAUGUACUACCUAUAUAAUAUCUUACUAAAUCCAGAUAAGAUAUAUAUUAAUUCAUAUAAACAUUUUAUUAGUAACCCAUUGUAUAUAAGAAUAUUAUUUGGGUUAAAAAGUAACAUGUAAGAUACAGUGUAAAGUUUUUAAUUGAUAAAUACCAGAGAAUGGAAGACUUUACGUAUA